Molecule: messenger RNA, 426 nt
Organism: Daktulosphaira vitifoliae (grape phylloxera)
Lineage: Eukaryota; Metazoa; Arthropoda; Insecta; Hemiptera; Phylloxeridae
Product: protein obstructor-E-like
Exons: 2
Cellular component (GO): extracellular region
Molecular function (GO): chitin binding
Source: RefSeq, a predicted model, not a curated record
GCAGUUGUUCCUGUUAGUUCUCCUGGAUGUGAAUAUCAGUUUGGAUUGUUUUCUGACGGAAAUGUCUGUAGUACCAAUUACGUAAAAUGUGAAUAUGGUGAAGCAUACAGUUUGCCGUGCGAACCAGGAUUAGCAUAUGAUGAUAGAAUUAAAAAAUGUAAUUGGCCUGAUGCUUUAGUCGAUUUAGGAUGUAAUCCUUCAGCAAUUGUCGGUUUCAAUUGCCCGGAAAAAGUAGAUCCACACUCGGUUUCAGCUAAAUUCGAACCUUACCCAAGAUUUCCCAUUCCUGGAGAUCCACACAGACUUAUUACCUGUGUCAAUGGACAUCCUAGAUUGAUAUCUUGCGGCGAAGGAAGCAUUUUGGAUGAGUCAUCAUUGACUUGCGUUGAACAAGAGUAUGUAUUAUAUUGAAAUGUAUCAUAAUAU